This is a messenger RNA of Glossina fuscipes, 1035 nucleotides long. RefSeq lists its product as uncharacterized. The coding region runs from base 269 to 889 and encodes 206 amino acids. NCBI's taxonomy places the organism in Eukaryota, Metazoa, Arthropoda, Insecta, Diptera, Glossinidae. The transcript is spliced from 2 exons. The record is from RefSeq and is a predicted model, not a curated record.
UAACGAUAUUUUUUUGUAGUGAUUUUUUUCAUAUUAUAUAUUCAUACAACGCUAGUUUCACUGAUAAAGUCUCGUCUAGUUGACAAUGAAAUUUCAGUGUCAUCAGUCAAAGAGAAUGAGUGCGCGAAUGCAUAAAACGAAAGAAUAGAGAUUAAAUAGUAGCUUAGUUUAAAUUUAAAACUAGGACAGUGAGUGUUCAACCGCAGCAUAAUUAUAUAGCUACGACUUUAAAGUGACCAAACAAACAAUCGAGGAACAAAGUGUAGCGAUGAAUUUUCUAAAGGCUUUUCUAAUUUAUUUUUUCAUUUCAUUAAUCGCAAAUGAUUGCGUCUCUCAAUCGUUAAAUACGCCGGAACGAGAGCGAAACGCUAUAAAGUAUUUUUAUAAUUAUGUUGAUAUUAUAACCGAUUUUAAAUUGAAUAAUAUGCUGAAAAUGACGCAAACAUUUGUGGAACAAUUAUUGGAUUCUAUACCGUAUGAUGAUCGCGGUAAUACGGCCGAACUUUUACAACAGUAUAUCGAUAAAGCGGAAAAUUUACGCUAUCAUGGCGUAUCUAUAGAGGAGAAAGAGAACAUGCUAUUAGAAUUGCAACAAUUAAUUGCGACAAUUAGAUCGGGCUUGGCAAAGCAGGAAGCUGAAGAUAUAAUUUUAAAGAAAAGCAUGUUGGGUAUGUUUGAGCUAUUGGCUCGUCUCUCCAUCGAGGAACGUAGACAUAGUGAGAAGUUUUCGAAAGCUUCGUCGUUGUUACGACGACGUUUUACGCCAGAGGGCGUACAACGGCAUCAACAACUCUUCGAUUUAUUACACGAAUUAGAACAAGAACAAGAUAUCGUUAAGAGAGAAGCUUUAUUUAAACAUUUAAAAGAAUUACGUACGCAGGAAAUAUAAAUAUAUUAUAUUAUAUAUAUACGAAAUGUUGUUACUUGUUAGCUUCAAAGAUGAUUUGAUAUAUGAUUCAAUAAAAUAAAAGUGAUUCACUUGAAUGUCGUUAAAGAUUUAUAAAUGUGUGAAUUGUAUCGAAGGCGGUUUUAGGC